AAGAAUUAAAUAAGAAAAUGGGCUUGAACAUGCCUGGCACCUAGAAAGUAUUCAGUGGAUAGAAAUCUGUCUUGAUCUACGUUUAUCUUCCCUUUUUUCUAAUUGCUUUUUUGUUCAAUGUAAACUGCUCUCUAGGUCAAUGCCUUGCUGCCCACGGAAACAUUCAUUCCCGUGAUUAGAGGGCUGCUGGGCAACCCCCUGCCGUCUGUCCGCCGGAAAGCGAUGGACCUUCUGAACAACAAGCUGCAGCAGAAAGCGUCCUGGAAGAAGAAAACCGUUUACCACUUCCUCAGACUGGUUCCAGUCCUUCUAGCCAUUGUGCAGCGUAGAAAAAAGGGGGCCGAAGAACAAGCGGUUAACAGACAGACAGCUCUGUACACCCUGAAGCUUCUAUGCAAGAAUUUUGGUGCGGAGAAUCCAGAGCCUUUCAUCCCGGUGCUGAACACGGCGGUGAGACUGGUCGCUCCGGAGAAGAAGGACGAGAAGAACGUGGUGGGCAGUGCCCUGCUGUGCGUAGCAGAGGCGGCCUCCACCCUGGGGCCCCUGGCUGUCCCACAGCUUCCCAGCCUGAUGCCCUCAUUGCUGACAACAAUGAAGAACACCAGCGAGCUGGUCUCCGGCGACGUCUACCUGCUCAGCGCCUUAGCGGCCCUGCAGAAGGUGGUUGAGACUCUCCCCCACUUCCUCAGCCCCUACCUGGAAGGCGUCCUGGCACAGGUGAGCCCCGAGACCACAGGUGCUAUGUGAGGUAGCAGGGGAAAAGGAAAAUCACACACUUAAUCAUUUU
This is a messenger RNA of Myotis brandtii (Brandt's bat), 787 nucleotides long. Its product is annotated as HEAT repeat-containing protein 1. The transcript has 3 exons. Gene Ontology annotation, cellular component: 90S preribosome; small-subunit processome; t-UTP complex. The coding region runs from base 223 to 747 and encodes 174 amino acids. Gene Ontology annotation, biological process: positive regulation of transcription by RNA polymerase I; maturation of SSU-rRNA from tricistronic rRNA transcript (SSU-rRNA, 5.8S rRNA, LSU-rRNA). Lineage: Eukaryota; Metazoa; Chordata; Mammalia; Chiroptera; Vespertilionidae. Gene Ontology annotation, molecular function: snoRNA binding. The record is from RefSeq and is a predicted model, not a curated record.